Girardinichthys multiradiatus is the source of this 2283-nucleotide messenger RNA. RefSeq names its product tubby protein homolog. Lineage: Eukaryota; Metazoa; Chordata; Actinopteri; Cyprinodontiformes; Goodeidae. Gene Ontology annotation, biological process: protein localization to cilium. The coding region runs from base 207 to 1886 and encodes 559 amino acids. The transcript has 13 exons. The record is from RefSeq and is a predicted model, not a curated record. Gene Ontology annotation, cellular component: cilium.
UUACAUCCUCCCUGCUAAGUGGACAGACAGCCAGAUGGAGCUGGGUGGCACAAACACCAGCUUCUACGCUUAAUUACCACAAAUUAUUUACCUCCAGGACAAAAUCAACUAAUUCACUCCGAAUACACGUUGACAGUGCAUUUCAUCUGUUGCUUCUAUACCCUCCUCUUCACAAGCUGUGAUUAGGUGCGAUUCUUUGCUCAGCUAUGGAGGACCCUGACAUACGACAACAAAAGCUGGACAACCAGCGAGCGCUUUUGAUGAAAAAGCAGCAAAAAAAGAGAGCAGACACUCAAAUGGUGGUGGCCAAUAGAGACGCUCGCCAAAAGAAUCGAAAGCACAAAACUCUCAACUCAGAAGAGAUGCCUCUGUUGAUCUCUCAGUCCCUGAGCACCACAUCUCUGACUGAUCAAGUAGAACAUGCCCAUGACAACCCCCUGGAUGAGAUCACACUGGGUGAGGGUGACAUGAAGGCAAGCUUGGUCUCAGAUGAAAUGUCUCCAGAGAAGCCGGUUGCUCCCAAAACGAUGGACUUAGAGGUUGACCAAGAGCCUGAGGUGAAUGGUCAAGGAGAGAACAUAGCUGUCGAGGAGGAAAAAAAGACAAAAAAGAAUGAUGUCAAAAAAGACAAACCGAAACUGGUGGAACAGACAGAAGAGGAGCUAGAAAAGGAUAAAGAAAAGGAGAAGAAGGAGAAAAAAACUAAGAAAAAGGACAAAGUCAAGGAAUCGGUUGACACACAGAAGAAGACCAAACAAGAACGUAAAAAGAAACAUUUGCAAGAGGAUUCAGUCCCUGAAAUAAAACCUGAGGUGAAGGAUGCAACUCUAAAGAAUAAACACAAUGAAAGCGACAAAGAAGAUGGGGAAGAUCCUCAGGAGCCCGAUCCUCCCUCACCCAUGAACAAAAAAACCCUGGAUACAUCUAGGUGUCAAAUAAGCGACGAGAGCAAAGAUGAGGAAAUUGAAGAAGAAUCCAAGCAGAAGAAGGACAAAAAGUCAAGAAAAGCAGACAAAACUCCGUCUAGUCUGGCAUCAUACAACUCCAACUCCAGAGAGACUUCAUCCUCAGGCAGUGAACAUAACGAAAGGGUUACUUCUCCGAUGUCCGUGGAGGACCUUGAGAAGUUCUCCCUCCGUCCCGCCCCAAGAGACGUGACAAUCCAGUGCAGGGUAACCAGGGACAGGAGAGGCGUGGAGAAGGGCAUCUACCCAACUUAUUACCUCCACAUGGAAAAAGAGGACGGCAAGAGGGUGUUUCUGAUGGCAGGCAGAAAGAGAAAAAAGUGCAAAACGUCCAACUAUCUUAUUUCCACUGACCCAACAAAUCUAUCCAGAGAUACAAACUCCUACAUCGGAAAACUAAGGUCUAAUGUUCUGGGCACAAAGUUUACGGUCUAUGAUGGAGGUGAAAACCCAGAGAAAAAACCUUUCAUUAAAGAGAGUGAGUCAGUGCGGCAAGAACUGGCAGCCAUAUGCUAUGAGACAAAUGUUCUGGGUUUCAAGGGUCCAAGAAAAAUGACAGUGAUCAUCCCUGGCAUGCUGGAGAACGAUGAAAGAGUAUACAUUUGCCCCAAAAAUGAGCUUGAGACUCUACUGGUCCGCCAUUCGAAUGGAAACACAGACAAACUGGUCACUUUGGUGAACAAACCCCCAAGCUGGAAUGAACAGACUCAGUCAUACGUGUUGAACUUCCACGGACGUGUGACGCAGGCCUCUGUAAAAAACUUCCAGAUUAUCCACCCAGACAAUGAGGAUUACAUUGUGAUGCAAUUUGGCCGAGUGGCGGAGGACGUUUUCUCCAUGGAUUACAGUUUUCCUAUGUGUGCCCUUCAAGCCUUUGCCAUCACUCUCUCAUCUUUUGAUGGAAAACUGGCAUGUGAGUGACCCUGCCCCAAAGUGCUUAACAAGAUGGGUAAACUACACAGAAAAUAUACUAGUUCAUACUGAAGCUACAGUCAUUGUUUAACACGGGACUAUGUUUAAUGAUAUCUAACACAUGCAACAUGCCACAGACAUGGAAGGGGAGUUUUAUUAUAGGUCCUGUAAUUGUUUUACAAUUUUUUGUAUUUUAAUAAAAAAAUAAGUUAUUAUAUAAGUUCAUGUCAGGUUUUCCAUUUCAUGCUUUCCAAAUGUGUAAAUGAUUUGUGCAAUUACACUAAUAAUGCUAUCUGAUCGGAAAUAAGAGGCCAGUCUUUGAAUGAGUAUUACCAUUUUUUUUUUAAAUAGAAAAAUAACACAGAUGUCUGAAUGUUUAAUUUGAUAAUAAAGUCCUUGAUCUUUA